Messenger RNA from Fomitopsis serialis, 888 nucleotides. RefSeq lists its product as uncharacterized. Bases 1 to 888 code for a protein of 295 amino acids. The transcript has a single exon. The record is from RefSeq and is a predicted model, not a curated record. Lineage: Eukaryota; Fungi; Basidiomycota; Agaricomycetes; Polyporales; Fomitopsidaceae.
AUGCCUCUUAUGCAUAUGCAUCAACGCCGUCCUCCGCUUCUGGAUCUCCCUCUCGAGCAGUUUCUGCUGUCGGACGACAACGUCCCUUCGCCUCACAGAGUGACGAAGCGUCCGCUUUCUCCUGGUGGUCCAUCUCGCCGCAGUCCUGCCAAACGUCGCAUCGUUGCACUCGAGGGUGUGUGCUCGCCACAGAAAUCGAGCGAGAAUCAUGACCCGUCGUCGCCUCGCCAUCGUCGAUCGUCGCGUAGGCUCAGCGCCGCUCUCAAGGGCGCAGACAGCCCCUCCAAGAAACUCGACUUUGGCCGUCUUAGCGUCAGCAGGGCGGCAGGAGAGGAUAUGCGCCAGGAGAAUAGCGUCGUGGGGCACUAUCAGGUCACCACAGCUGCAUUGGCACCGCCGCCGGAGUUGCGAUUAAACAAUGGAAAUUCGCUGACCUCGCUCGCUGCGCCUCACGCUCAUGUCACUGCGUUCGAGGGUGAAGUCUUGCAUACAUACGUCGUCGGCCCUGUCGUCGGACAAUCGUCUUCAGAGCCGCUGGCGACCUACUCCACGCCACACGAGAUCACUCCCGACCACCAGUCUCCCCAUUACCCCGGUUUCGAUGUCUACCGAGACAGUCGCGUCGCAGAAAAGAGCACGGACUCCUCUCAGGACAUGGACGUUGACACCUGCGGGAGUGCCGAUGAUUCGCAGCUUGAUCUGGUAGCCAUGCGAAGGGAAACCGAAAAGGAGAACAUCCAGCCCAGGAGGGCCCGGAGCUCGAUGGGACCUCCUGCUCUCCCUGGCGAAGUUGCCUGGGCUAAGGCUGGACUGCUCCCUCCGGCAGCACACCGGAAGCUCCAGGACGUGAGAGGCAGGCCGAGGUUCCAGCGGUGCAGUAUGGCCUGA